Molecule: messenger RNA, 1908 nt
Organism: Galendromus occidentalis (western predatory mite)
Lineage: Eukaryota; Metazoa; Arthropoda; Arachnida; Mesostigmata; Phytoseiidae
Exons: 1
Coding region: 1-1908 (635 amino acids)
Source: RefSeq, a predicted model, not a curated record
AUGAGGCCUCCGCGACCUGACACUUUGCGGCAACUUUUCAAGGAACUGUCGGAGAAAAGUUAUCCAAAAUUCAAUGUAACCCAAGACGGCGAGAAGCUGAUUCCUUUCUUCAACUCAGAGCACGACACGCUCAUUGUGACCACCGUGAGUCUGCUCAGACUGCUGAUCACCGCGAGAAUUAUCCAUGCGGAUGCGACGUAUAAAGUAUGCCCGAAGCUGAUUUGCAAGCAGCUCUUCACGAUACACGGGAAUUGGGGAAGUAUGAUCGGAAUCGUGGCGUUCGCGUUCAUGAAUAGAUCUGACGCCGAAGCCUACAAGUGGGUCUUCCAACAGUUGAAAGAUGCUGUCCCUGAACUUACGCCAACAAGUUAUAUGGGAGACUGGGACCCCGCGAUGAGGAAGGCGGUCCGUUCCGAAUUCCCGAACGUUCACCUUUACGGGUGCCACUUUCAUUUUUCUCAGAGCUUGGUCAAAAGAGCUCGACAGUCGACUUCAGGCGUGGGGCGAGAGAUUCGGAAGCCCGGCACGAUCCUGUCACACUUUCUGGGAUUUUUAAGCUUGCCCUUGCUACCACCGGAGCUGAUCGAACCGACAUACGAGGUUCUUGCGGCCCGGGCGAGAAACGUUCAUAUCGGGUUUCCCGGAUUUCUCGAUUACGUCGAGUCUCACUGGCUACGAAGAGUUGGUCCUCAAGACCUCUCCGUAUUCGGCCUCCGCCAGCGGACGAACAACGAUGUCGAAGCUAACAAUGGCAAACUCCUGCGGAAAACCGGCCCUCACGGCCCGACGUGGUCGCUUUUGGCGACCAUGACGGAAAUGGCCCAAGACGUCGUUGUAGACAAGAUGAUAGAUUCAAGAGGAGUCAAGCACAUCCUUUCCAGACCAGACAAGGCAACGAAAUGGAAUAAGCUCAGAAUGAGCACAUCAUGGGAGCUUCUGACGCAAGGAGAGAUCUCCGCUCUCGAGUUCAUUGACCGGGUGAAAUACAAGGUCGGGAAGAAGAAUCACAUGCUCACGGUUAUGGAGCAGGGUGAAACCAUGGAUCCGAUGCUUGAAACUUGGUUGAAGGAGCAGAGCUCUAGGUUUCCUAGAGAGGAUUCCAAGAUCGACAUGAGCAUGAUGGGUGAUCACACCUAUGCGAAAAGUUCGUAUCCAUGGCGAUUUAUUGAGAGUCUGCCUGAUGAGCCAACUUCAACCCAUGAGCCAAGCAGUGAUGGGAAAAAACGUAAAAUCGAAGACGCAUCCGGAGGAAUACUGGGACUGGUCGAGAAGGUCCCAGUUUCCGGGCUGGCGGUCAGCGAGUACGAUCUGAGAACUCUAGCCGGCACAAGUUGGCUGAGCGACGUCAUCAUGAACGCGUAUCUCAAUCUGAUCGUGAAGCGCUGCACGGACAUCCCGGAGCUUCCAAAAGUGUACGCAUUCAGUACGUUUUUUCUCCUGUGUUACAAAAGACACGGUUAUGCCGAAGUUUCGAAAUGGACGCGCUCGGUUGAUGUAUUCGCUCAUGACAUACUACUCAUCCCUGUACAUACGACAAACCAUUGGUGCAUGGCGAUCAUCGAUUUUCGGACGAAAGUCAUCAAGUAUCUAGACUCUCUAGGAGGCAGGAAUGACGACUGCUUGACAAUCUUGGGCACGUAUCUGGCCGAAGAGAUGGAAAACAAGAAGAAUCGCAGACUCGAUCCCGGAGAGUGGAAUCUCCAGCAUGACGCCAAUCUUCCCCAGCAGCAGAACGGGUUCGAUUGUGGGGUGUUCGCGCUGAAGUAUGCGGAAUAUGCCGCGCGAGAUGCAAAGAUGGAUUUUAAGCAGGAGGACAUGCAAUCGUUCCGAGAGAGCAUGAUGCUGGGGAUUGCGGAAGCAUCUCUAAGCCCGAGUAUCCCCGUAACAUCUGUACCAUAUUCUCAAUAA